Clonostachys rhizophaga is the source of this 246-nucleotide messenger RNA. The record is from the annotation of a GenBank genome assembly. NCBI's taxonomy places the organism in Eukaryota, Fungi, Ascomycota, Sordariomycetes, Hypocreales, Bionectriaceae.
AUGAGGGUCAACCUGCCCGAGAGUUGCGGCGCCUCGCGCAGGUACUGGGCAAAGGCGGCAUGCUCUGCCGCGCAGCCUCCAAUGGAGAGCAUCCGGAAGGUUCGGUUGCUCUCUGUGCCUGUCCUUGACGCUGUGGCGCUGCUGCCCGCCGGUGCCGAGGGCUUCUCGUCUGCAGUGGCCGGCUCGACAUGGUCAGAGUCCACCGCCACCACCUCAUACCCGGGGGCUUCGAGCUCGGUCAGAUGA